Molecule: messenger RNA, 2131 nt
Organism: Pristis pectinata (smalltooth sawfish)
Lineage: Eukaryota; Metazoa; Chordata; Chondrichthyes; Rhinopristiformes; Pristidae
Gene: dalrd3
Product: DALR anticodon binding domain containing 3
Exons: 13
Coding region: 2-1660 (552 amino acids)
Biological process (GO): tRNA C3-cytosine methylation; arginyl-tRNA aminoacylation
Molecular function (GO): ATP binding; tRNA binding; arginine-tRNA ligase activity
Source: RefSeq, a predicted model, not a curated record
CAUGGCGCUGGCCGGCGAUGGUGGCGUUGACGCCCCCGCGGGGUUCACCCUCGCCGGCUGUGUGGCCGCGCUGGAGGCGGUGCUGGGCGGCGGGGGCGUCUGGUUCAAGGAGAGCAGCGGGCGCAACCUGAGCUCCCGCGACUGGAUCGGGCCCAGGGGCGCCCUGAGCAAACUGUACCCGCAGGGUCAGGUUCCUGAAGAUCUCAUAGAAAGGCUGCUGUCUGAGUAUCGUCAUCGCCUGUACAUUCACAGCUGUGUGCAGACCGGAGCUGGGGUAGUCAUUCACUUGGACCAUCCUGCCCUUUUUAAGCAGGUUCUGAGCAAUCUCCCUCUCUACACAAGACCUCUGAAGUCUGUGCUGCCAAAGAAGAAAUGUGCGAUUCUCAACUGCACACCUCUGCAGGCGAGUAGGGGACCUGAAUCACUGACCAUUAAUCAAUUACGAGCUAUCCUCCUGGCAGACCAUCUGGCUGAAGUGUUAAGGCAACAAGGCUAUGUCGUACGUACAGUGCCAAAUCUUCAGCAAAACGCUGCAGUCUGCAACUUCCUGAAAUCAGUAGGAGUCAACUGGACAUGCUCCCUACAAACUGCUUCAGACAACAGAAGAGUUUCUGACUUCAAAAGGAUUCUCUCAGAGUCAGUGUACACACAACAUGGGCAGUUGGAAGCUCCUACGGAUCAGACACCUAACAUGUUGCCAAAAGAUGUGCAAUACAAGGUGCACUUAAGACAGUUCGUGGAGGAGAAGGAACUAGAAGGUUACGAUACAAAUUUGGAUGUGGCUUUGGUGCAGGAGGAAGCCCUGAGACAGAUAGCAGAGCUUCAGCACACAGUCUUGCAGGAGGAUCCGGACCAAUGUAUGGUGAUCCACGUGGUGGGCUGUGAGCAGGAGUUUCAGCAGCAGAAGAUUGAUGUGCUCUGGAGGAUACUGAAUAGCGAGAUUAAUCAAGUAACUCAGAGACACCUUGUGUGUGGCCCAGUGAAAACAACUGGUGAACACUUGCAUAUCAAUGCUGUUCAGUAUUUUGAAUAUCGAAGGUCUCAAAUGCAAGAAACAUCUGUAAUGAAGUAUGGAAACAUAGUGCAAGGUGAUUCAUGGGCUGAAAUAAUCAAUAGCAUGACCUCAGCUGUUAUAAGGUUUGAACUGCUGGCAACCGCACACCGCAGUCCACUGAAUUUGGACCUGGCACAAAGAGUCAAUAUCUCAACCAAAGGAACAAGGAGUGGUGCAUUUGUCAUGUACAACUGUGCCAGGCUUGCAACGUUGUUCGAUCAUUUCAACAAUUCUGUGGAGAAAGGAUUGUACCCACAUUUCCCAGAAACAUCCCAGUUGAAUUUUUCUGCACUCCAGGAAGAGGGCGAGUGGCUGUUGCUGUACAAUUACAUUAUUCCUUUCCGAGAAGUUCUUGCCCAGAUAACACAGUCCAUGAGUUCAGCUAAAGGGAUCCAUCUGAGCAUCAACACAGAAACAGUGUGCAAGUUUCUUGUAAACCUCAGUAUGGAUUUCAGCUCCUAUUACAACCGUGUGCACAUCCUGGGAGAACCAUUGGAGCAUUUGUUCAACCAGAUGUUUGCACGCCUGCAGUUGAUGAAAGGAUUGAGAGAGAUUUUUCAUACGGCACUGGGUACACUUCACAUCCCACCACCCAGCCAGCUCUGAGAAUCCAGUAUGUCCAGUAUUCCAUUCCACACCACCAGGUUGAAGGAACCAAGAACCACGUGGCCUUCAUCAGCCUCAGACCAGUUGACUGAAGUGGAGCAACCUCAACGUUCCUUUGUCAGUGCCAUGUCUCUACUCGGACCUCCUCCAUAUAAUCCAAUGACCAUACCGAAUGGUGGCAGUCUGAUAAUAGAUCUGCUUCAUCCACUAUUCCUGUUAACUCUCUGCACAUCAUCCAGACAUCCUGGGGGCUUGUAUCCAUACUUAUCAGAAUCAAAUGCUGGCAUUGGGUGGUACUGUGUGAAACUGGUCUCUCUGGGUUGGCACAAGAUCUUCAGUAAUUGGGAGAUCCGUUAUUCAUCCUCUUCCGUGAAAAUCACUCAUCCUGUGUGACCAACCCUUGACCUGAACAGAUUCCAUUUCCUUUGUACUAAUUUAUCUCAGCUGUUUCUUAAAUAAAAAUAACUUUUU